Molecule: messenger RNA, 2912 nt
Organism: Tuber melanosporum (Perigord truffle)
Lineage: Eukaryota; Fungi; Ascomycota; Pezizomycetes; Pezizales; Tuberaceae
Exons: 5
Coding region: 1080-2807 (575 amino acids)
Biological process (GO): transmembrane transport; oligopeptide transport
Cellular component (GO): plasma membrane; fungal-type vacuole
Molecular function (GO): dipeptide transmembrane transporter activity; tripeptide transmembrane transporter activity
Source: RefSeq, a predicted model, not a curated record
CCUUAUCGGGAUCACAAAGACGGGGAACAUACUUAAUCAGAGGGUGGCCUCCGAAUGUUAGGGUUACUUAAACCCAACUUUUAUUCGUUCUCACAUUUUCACCCUAGCACCCCAGCUUACUUUAUCGUGGCGGACUUCGGAAAGCGGAGAUUUCUCCCCACUCCCUCUUCCCCUUUCCAUUGCCUACCGCUCGGGGGUUUUCGUUCCCCUGGUUUGUGGGGGGUGUCCUUUUCUCGGGGGUCCUAGCGGGGUCGUGUCUGGGGGGUUGUUAAGGAUCAUGGUAUUGCGUUGGAUGAAUAUGCUUUCGCUGAGGGGUUGUUGGACCAUAGUGCCGUGCUUGUCGGUACGGGCCUACUCCUACAGUCAAACUAUUAUGUCAAUUCGCGCUCUUAUCAGGCCGAAUAUAUUAUCCCUGGCAAGUUUAGUAGCCGGGAAGGUACGAAGGACGUUGAGGUGCCACAUAUAGUGGAAUAAGAUUUGAGACUAUAUCGCUGUGCUUUCACAAUGCGGGAAGGACAUGCCAAUGUGCGGGUAUUGCAUUUGGCGACGGCGACCGACAGAUGUUCGGGAUACGAGCUAUAUUUGUAUAAAUUUGUGAAGGUGGGAUCAUAGGGGUUAGUGGGCAAUCGUGGCGAGGGAAUCGGAAGUGGCUGUGCGCUCGAAUUCAUGCGAUGAAGGGGUGGAAUGAUUGUGUGAAGAAGGAAGGGGAGCCUGGCUGCGUGUCACAGUUUCUAGUACAACCGGUACUGAUUUUGGCACAGUUUUGUGCGAAAGUAGUAGAGGAUCACCAGUAUCUCUCAAUGACCCUACUCAUCUACUAGGUUCGGAAUCACUCCCCAAACGGUGUCAGGAGCAUACAUUUUCUUAUCAACAAUGCGCCCCAAAAUGUGUUUGCGGGGGCGACUGUCCGAAGAGGGUGUGGUGAUGGAUUAUGUACGCUGCGGGGGGCCCACAUUAGGCAUAAAAGGCCAUGCACACCCAAUCUCGGUCAACUCCCUUCUUCCUUCCUUGCGUCUCCCAGGGCCUAGGUAGCCGUUGUGGCCAGACACUCAACCACAACGAGAAAUCCCGCAGCCAAUAUGUCUGAACUUCCAGCAGAUAAGAUGGAUUCAAAUGCCGUUGUGUUCGACAAUGAGAAGAGCUUGAGACACAUUACAGCCCCUGAAGAUGGAAACUCCGUGACCAGGGUCUCAUGGGGUGAAGACGGUGAGAAACCGAGUGAGGAGGAAUUGGCUACUCUGCGCCAUAUCGGUGAUAAAAUUCCGUAUAGCGCGUGGCUGGUUGCGGUCGUUGAAUUGGCUGAGCGAUUCACCUUCUACGGUUUGACCGGACCGUUCCAAAACUACAUGCAAAAUAAGCGGGACGACCCUCGCCUCCCUGGCGCGUUGGGUCUUGGACAGUCUGCGGCUACAGGAUUGCAGUACUUCUUCCUAUUUUGGUGUUACGUUACACCGUUAUUGGGUGCUAUUGUUGCGGACGCCUGGGUCGGUCGUUAUAACGCAAUUGCGCUCUUCACCCUCAUUUAUAUAUGUGGUCUUCUGGUCCUCUUCGUCACUUCUCUCCCAGCAUCACUUGGUAAUGGUGCUGGCCUCGGUGGUCUUAUCGGAUGUAUGAUCAUCAUGGGACUUGGGACUGGUGGUAUCAAGUCCAAUGUUUCUCCAUUGAUCGCCGAACAGUACACCCGCACCAAGCCCGCCCUCAAAGUUCUCACAAGCGGUGAACGGGUGAUUAUCGAUCCCAAUGUCACCGUCCAGAGCUUGUACAAUAUCUUCUACUGGUGUAUCAAUAUUGGGUCUCUCUCUUCUAUCGCAACCGUCUGGCUAGAACUCAAGAUCGACUUCUGGGCAGCAUACCUCCUUCCCUUCUGCUUUCUCUUCGUUGGCUUCUUCACCCUCGUUGUCGGUCGCAAGAGUUAUGUUGUCCGUCCGCCGAAGGGCUCAGUCCUUUUAGACGCGGGUAAAGCACUAGGUAUGGCUGCACGAAACGGCUUUCAGAUGGACGCUGCAAUCCCACAAUUUGGCGAACAAUUCAUCAAUGAACUUAAGCGCACACUUAUCGCUUGCCGUGUCUUCUGCUUCUACCCGGUGUACUGGCUUCUCUACGGCCAGAUGAACAGCAACUUCAUCUCCAUGGCCGGAACAAUGGAAACCCACGGUCUCCCGAACGAUCUCCUGUUCAACUUGAACCCCAUAUCCAUCAUCAUCUUCAUCCCUAUCAUGGAGAGCGGCGUGUACCCGUUCCUCCGCAAACUGAGAAUCCCAUUCAAGCCGAUCACCAGGAUCACCUUCGGCUUCUUCCUAGCUGCCUCCUCGAUGGCAUACGCUGCGGGGAUCCAGCGCUGGAUUUACAACACGAGCCCCUGCUUCGACUUCCCGCUCUCCUGCCCAGCCUCAAGAGAAGGCGCACUCCCGAAUAAGGUGCACGUGGCGGCGCAAACACCGGCAUACGUGCUCAUCGGCCUCAGCGAGAUCUUCGCCUCCAUAACGGGUCUCGAGUACGCCUUCACCAAAGCCCCGCCAUCAAUGAAAUCAGUCGUGAUGGGAAUCUUCCUUUUACAGAAUGCCUUCGGCUCCGCCAUCGGAAUCGCCAUCUCACCCACUAGCAAGAACCCAAACCUCGUCACCUUUUAUGCUUGCAUUGCUGGCGUUACUGCUCUUGCGGGCACUGCCUUCUGGUUCUGUUUUAGGCAUCAUAAUGCUACCGAGGAGGAACUUAACCAAAUUGAUGCGAAUAAUGAAGAAUUCAAGCCCCGUCCCGCGGCUGAUGUUGAGACUGCGGUUGGCAGGUUUAGGAGUAGGAAUUAUUAAGUAGUUGGCGUUAUGCAACGAUUGGGGGGGUUUUUCUUUUUCUUGCUUCGAUGCGAUGGGAUGUAUGUAGCUAUGAUAUUUGACAAUUGAGAGGUGGUCUAGGGA